AUGAAUCCUUGGAACGAUGAAACUGAGAAACGUCAGACCGAAUUCCGGUGUAUUUUAACUACGGCUUUUAGUAGUCCAUCUACACCAGCAAUAUCUAGAAAAGUAAUGGAUGAAAUUUACACAACUGCUCGACCCAUUAAAACGAUUGUUGAAUUAAAUACCUUCAGACCAUUAUCGAAGCAAAUAGCUAAUAAUCUGAAAACGACAAGUGUCGAAACGACCACAACUACAACAGUAGCUACAAAAACAACAACAAAAACUGUGUCUACUCCCAGAACAUUUAAUGGUAAUGAACCACUUUAUCGAUUAGACGGAGUGACCGGACAAGCGUGUAUUCUUCUACAAGUAGAUGCACUUAUAACUGUCAAAUUUCGUACAAAACUUGGGGAAGAACAAGAAGCUAAUAUUUAUGUUCCUAGUGAUGCUACUGUUACAGGAAAUUGUGACAGUGAAAACUUUGUUACAAUGUCACUGAAGUGGAAUGCUUUUGUUCUGUCUUGGAGUUUUGCUAAGACCCCCGGUGGUGAGCGAUGGUACGUUGAUAAAGUUGAGUUGACGUAUAAUUCCAGUGAUCGUCAUUUUCCACUAAUUGAUCAACCAAAUAAAACAAUUAGACUUACAUCUGGACAAAAAAAUACUCUUUUCCCAACACCUGUUGGAAAGUCUUACGUUUGUGAGGAAGAAGUUAGCAUUCCUUUAAGUGACGGUAAAAAUAAUGCUGCUCUUCUGUUAAGAGAUAUGAAAUUGCAGCCAUUUAAAUUCAAAAAUAAUGAAUUUGCUGUUGAAUUUUCAUGUAAGUCGUUAAGCGCGCGUGCAGGUAGGGAUGAAACUGCACCAGUAGCUGUUGGUUCAACACUUGCUGCUGCUGUACUUUUAACUAUCACAGGUUACGCUGGGUGGCGAUAUUUCAAGGUGAAAAAAGUUAAAUAUGAUACGAUGGAGUAA
This is a messenger RNA of Cotesia congregata, 945 nucleotides long. Lineage: Eukaryota; Metazoa; Arthropoda; Insecta; Hymenoptera; Braconidae. The record is from the annotation of a GenBank genome assembly.